Myxocyprinus asiaticus (Chinese sucker) is the source of this 2434-nucleotide messenger RNA. Its product is annotated as rho-related GTP-binding protein RhoB-like. Gene Ontology annotation, molecular function: GTPase activity; GTP binding. The coding region runs from base 115 to 705 and encodes 196 amino acids. The transcript has a single exon. The record is from RefSeq and is a predicted model, not a curated record. Gene Ontology annotation, biological process: small GTPase-mediated signal transduction. Lineage: Eukaryota; Metazoa; Chordata; Actinopteri; Cypriniformes; Catostomidae.
ACAGAGCACUUAUAAAGUCAGCACUGACACAACACGUUAGAUGUCCAAACGCUGCUCAAUGCGCAUUAGUAAGCUACUAGUUAUUUACUAGUCUCUUUCGCUGCCUCUUGACUAAUGGCGAGUAUUCGUAAGAAGUUGGUGGUGGUUGGGGACGGGGCAUGUGGAAAGACGUGUCUGUUAAUCGUCUUCAGCAAAGAUGAAUUUCCAGAGGUUUACGUGCCCACUGUGUUUGAAAACUAUGUGGCGGACAUCGAAGUGGAGUCCAAGCGAGUUCAGCUGGCUUUAUGGGACACAGCGGGACAGGAGGACUACGACCGCCUGCGACCUUUGUCCUAUCCGGACACUGAUGUUAUCCUCAUGUGCUUCUCGGUGGAGAGCCCGGACUCUCUGGAAAACAUCCCGGAAAAGUGGGUGCCGGAGGUGAAACACUUCUGUCCUAAUGUGCCCAUCAUUUUGGUGGCGAAUAAGAAGGAUUUGCGGAGCGAUGAGAAUGUGAGAAGUGAGCUGUCGAGAAUGAAACAGGAGCCCGUGAGGACUGAGGACGGACGCGCCAUGGCUGCGCGCAUCGGAGCGCACGAUUACAUGGAGUGCUCUGCCAAAACCAAAGAAGGGGUUCGGGAAGUGUUUGAAACCGCUACACGAGCCGCCUUAAAGAAAAGAUCCAGACCGGCCCCUGGCUGUUUGAAAUGUUGCCAAUUGAUGUGAAUUUUAAUGAUGCUGAAAAGUCAUUAACAUAUGGCACAACACAAUGGUGAUGGUUCAUGAACCACCUUUAGAGAGGUUCGAACCUAUAACCUUUCAGUUGUCAGUCAAGAACCUUAACCAUUAAGCUAGGCAAUGCCAGAAAAGUUUGAAAAUUUGGUGUUUGCUUUUGUGGCAUGCUUGCAGAUGACAUUUCACAGAAAGCACUUUAGUGUUUAUGUAUUGUAUCUAAUGAGUUCAAUAUUCCAAAGCUUUUUAAAGUCACAAGAUCCACCUUACAGAGGAGGUCCAGACUGGCCACUGGCUGUAGAACUGUAGCUGAAUGACAUUAUGGCACAGUGGGAAUGGUUCAUGGACUGCCCAUUUAGGCGUUCCAACCUACAGACUUUCGGUUAUAAGCCGAAAACUCCAAAUGCAGUACUGUGCAAAAGUUUUAGGCACUUGGGAAAAAUGUUGCAUGGUGAGGAUGUCUUCAAAAAUAAUGCCAUAUAUAGCUUUCAUUUAUCAAUUAACGUCAUACAAAGUCCAGUAAACAUAAAAAAGGCUAAAUCAAUAUUUGGUGUGACCACCUUUGCCUUCAAAACAACCCCAAUUCUCCUACUUACACCUGGACACAGUUUUUCUUGGUUGUUGGCCGAUAGGAUGUUCCAAGCUUCUUGGAGAACUGGCCACAGUUCUUCUAUCUAUUUAAGCUGUCUCAAUUGCUUCUGUCUCUUUAUGUAAUCUCAGACUGACACAAUGUUCAGUGGGGGGCUCUGUGGGGACCAUGCCAUCUGUUGCAGGGCUCCCUGUUCUUCUAUUCUAUUCUAUUUGCAGAAGUAAUGUUUGGGAGUCUAACAUUUAUAUUUCCUAUUGACACACUAAAGCCGAAAAUAUAAAUAAUCAUCUUAAGACAAAUGCUUUUGUGAAACAUCUUAUGUGCCUAAGACAUUUGCACAGUACUGUACAUUUUUGGGUAUGUUCACCGAAGAUUUAUUUUUAUUUUUUUUGUAAGUGUAUCCAUUAGGAUCUUUUUUCAUUCCUUUAGGACUGGUUCCAAAUCAUGAUAGAAAUUCCAUUUGCAUUCCUUAAAAAAAUUUUUUUAACUAGAGAGAAUCAUAUAGACCAGAUCUGACUACAUAAAAAAGGGAUAAAUGAAUUAAUUUCACCAUGUUUAUGUUGAUGUGCUGUACUGAUACAUGUACUCUCUCAAAACUCGAAAGUUCACCUGUGCUCUAUAUGACAACUGAACCAGUGUUGAACACAAUUUUGCUCUGUUAGUAUUUGCUGUAAAUAUUGCACUGUUAUGGAAAUGAUGUCCUGUCGUGCCAUUUUUUUCUGUUUAUUUAAAGUUUCAAAAGGCAUACAUUGGUGAACAAUAACUGAAAGAGAGCAGAUCAACUUUUCAACUUUUCUUAAUAUAACAUGUCAUAUUUAUUUGUCUGUGAUUAGGCAGGGACCAAUUACUGGAUGUGUCUUGUUCAGUUUAUUAAAUGUGUUGAACUGGCCUCAACUGAACCAUUUUGAAGAUGUUCGACAUUUGUAAGAAUUAUUUAAUUCUGAUUAAUGUGACAUUUGCUGCUUUCACGUAUUUAUGGGAAAUAUAAAUUGGUGCUGGUGCACUUUUUAUCAACUGUGGCAAGUGAAUAUUUUUCUCCUUCUUUAGGCAUUACUUUUUGAUCCAAGUUAUUUGAAUCUAUGGGCAGGUUUGCUUGUGAAUGACACUUGUAAAUAAAGAUCUAUUUUAAAAUAA